This is a messenger RNA of Macaca mulatta (Rhesus monkey), 904 nucleotides long. RefSeq names its product small ribosomal subunit protein eS10-like. Gene Ontology annotation, molecular function: RNA binding; structural constituent of ribosome. Gene Ontology annotation, cellular component: cytosolic small ribosomal subunit. Lineage: Eukaryota; Metazoa; Chordata; Mammalia; Primates; Cercopithecidae. The record is from RefSeq and is a predicted model, not a curated record.
GAGCCUGGCAAGACCGGUCGCUUCAGAGGCCCCACUGGACCCUGCGGAAUGAUGCUUAGAGUCAGCUAGUCCCAAAGGCGCUCCUCAGCGUGUUUACCGUGUGCCAAGGACUGUCCUAGGCAUGAGCCAGACAGUGGUGAGGAAAACACAAAGCCCUGUCCUACUGGCGCUCCGGGUACAUAAGGAACAGACAAAUAAGCGAGCAAUAUAUAUAUAUAAUAUUAAAGAAAUUCUGGUAGAGUUCGAGUUCCAUCGGCCCCCCAUCCGGACCACCCUGCCGCCUUAGCGGCUGCUCCUCCCCAGAAUGCUUAUGCCUAAGAAGAGGCUUGCCAUUUAUGAACUCCUUUUUAAGGAGGAAGUCACCGUGGUCAAGAAGGAUGUCCACCUGCCUAAGCACCUGGAACUGGCAGAUAAGAAUAAUGUGCUCAACGUUCAUGUCAUGAAGGCCAUGCAGUCUUUCAAGUCCGGAGGCUACUACAUGAAGGAACAGUUUGCCUGGAGACAUUUCUACUGGUACCUUAUCAAUGAGGGUAUCCAGUAUCUUCGUGAUUAUCUUCAUCUGCCCCCGGAGAUUGUGCCUGCCACCCUACACUGCAGCCGUCCAGGGACUGGCAGGCCUAGUCCUAAAGGUCUGGAGGGUGAGCGACCUGCAAGACUCACAAGAGGGGAAGCCGACAGAGAUACAUACAGAGGGAGUGCUGUGCCUCCUGGUGCUGACAAGAAAGCCCAGGCUGGGACUGGGUCAACAACCGAAUUCCAGUUUACAGGCGGAUUUGGUCGUGGACGCAGUCAGCCACCUCAGUAAAAUUGAAAAGGAUUAUUUUGCAUUGAAUAAACUUACAGUCAAAAAACUUAAAAAAAAAAAAGAAAAAAAAUUAUAUGAUGUCACAAAUGACCCCGUUGC